AUGAAGUUUCAUGGCCAGAGAAUGGCGAGGGUAGCGCCAAAACACGAUGUGGGUUCAAACACAACUUCUGCACAAGUACCGGGUGAUGCACCACAAGAAGAAUCGGGAGGAGAAGUUGCAGUAGAAGCAGCUGGUGGAGAUGAGGCAGAAAGGAAAGAAGUUGCAGCACACCAAGACACCGUGCAGCAUGCACCAUCUCCCAUUUACGAGAGGCCAUCGCAGUCAUCGUCUUUUUCAGAUGGCAGCUUUGCUGCAUUAGAUUGGAAGGAGGAAUGCACCGUGCAGGAGAUUCCCAAACAGCCUCCACUUUCUGACGCUGCAGAGAAAAUAGAAGACCGCCAGCGUGGAGACAAAGCGCCUGCUGCCGAGGCUGACAACAGAACUGCAUUUCUUCCAGCUGCAGAGUUUAACGCCGCCGCCAGCACCACCACGACCAAUCAUAAUGCGAGCCAUCUGAACGGAGAGGACGACGAACCCUCCACAGAAGAAGUGGAGAAGAAGAAUGCAACAACAAAACCGAAGGCACAUCAGCCGGCACAGUUACCCCCGCAGCCCACAGUGAGGGGUUCAAGAGGGACACCGCCACCGCCACUAACAAUAUAA
Trypanosoma cruzi is the source of this 603-nucleotide messenger RNA. RefSeq lists its product as uncharacterized. Lineage: Eukaryota; Euglenozoa; Kinetoplastea; Trypanosomatida; Trypanosomatidae. The record is from RefSeq and is a predicted model, not a curated record. The transcript has a single exon. Bases 1 to 603 code for a protein of 200 amino acids.